AUGCCCGGAAGAAACGUGAUAGCUCAUUUCCUGCGUCGCACCAGAAACCUCUUUGGUUACAUUCCGCGGAUCAAGAAGGGAUGGCAAUUGGCAGAUAAGACAUGUCACGAUCGUGUCGGUACUGGCAUGCCAAGAUCCUCGCAUUGCUUAUCUCGUGGAUCGGCUAGGACCGACUUAGUGCGAGAAUCUGGGGUUCGCGAGGUCCUCGUGAACUGGUCGGCUUACCAUUUGGGAGAAUGGGGGACUGUUCGUGAUGAGGCUGUGUGCAGUUUUGUACCACCAAUCAGAUUGGUGUGA
Botrytis byssoidea is the source of this 297-nucleotide messenger RNA. RefSeq lists its product as uncharacterized. Lineage: Eukaryota; Fungi; Ascomycota; Leotiomycetes; Helotiales; Sclerotiniaceae. Bases 1 to 297 code for a protein of 98 amino acids. The transcript is spliced from 2 exons. The record is from RefSeq and is a predicted model, not a curated record.